AUGGCCAUAAACAAUGGAAGCGAGCACGUGGUGGAGGCCGUCGCGAUCCACAUCGAGGAUGUCGGGGAGCCACAUCAUUCCGAGCAACCUCCCACCACGCUAUGGAGUCAAAUCGACGAACAGCCAAGCGGCUCAUUACCUCUCAUUGCCAUUGUGGGCAUGGGGAUGAGAUUCCCUGGUAACAUCCGAACUGCUGAGGAAUUUUGGUCACUGCUGGUGGAGAAAAGGAGCGCCCUAGGCGAGAUCCCUCCAGGAAGGUACCUUGGAGACUCUUUCUAUCACCCAACCAGGCCCCAUGAAAUCAAAACUAAGCACGGAUACUUCUUGCAGGAAGAGUAUCUUGGCAAGGUUGAUAAAGACUUUGUCGGAAAACCGUCAGAAGCCGGAAGUUUAGAUCCUCAGCAAAGACUUCUGCUCGAGGUUGUGUGGGAGUGUAUGGAGAAUGCUGGCCAGUCGGACUGGAGAGGCCGCGAUAUCGGCUGUUUCGUAGGAAGUUUCGGAGAAGAUUGGCUCGAAAUCACCAGCAAAGACACUCAGUACAUAGACCGGUUUAGAGCCAUGGGGACGGGAGACUUUGCGUUUGCCAACCGAAUUUCAUUCGAGUUCGACCUAAAAGGUCCAAGUAUCACAUAUAAAACGGCAUGCUCUUCUUCCCUGGUUGCAUUACAUCAAGCUUGUCAAUCAAUAUACUCCGGCGACUGCUCUGCGGCCAUUGUUGGGGGGAGCAGUAUCAUAUUCUCCCCUACAAUGUCUGUAACAAUGUCCGAUAAUUUGGUCUUGGCUCCUGAUGGCAGAUGCAAGACUUUCGAUGCCUCAGCAGACGGGUACGGGCGCGGAGAAGGCAUCAAUGCCAUAUUCAUCAAGCCUUUGGAUGCUGCCAUACGGAACGGUGACCCCAUUAGGGCCAUUAUUCGCUCGACAGCAACCAAUAGUGACGGAAGGACACCAAAUAUCUCAACCCCGGACCGGGAAAGCCAAGAGACCCUUAUCCGGAGAGCAUACAGCAGAGCGGAGAUCAGCGAUCCCUGUCAGACGGCAUUGUUCGAGUGCCAUGGAACCGGAACAACGAUAGGCGACGUGACAGAAACUCAGGCUGUUACUAGCAUUUUCGGAGAGAACGGGAUAUUUAUUGGUGCGGUAAAACCAAAUGUUGGCCACAUGGAAGGCGCAUCUGGUUUGACCAGUGUGAUCAAAGCCGUUCUUUCCUUAGAACAUAGACAGAUUCCCCCGAAUAUAUAUUUUGAGACACCACACCCGGAGAUUCCAUUUGAGGUUGGCAAAUUAGAGGUACCGAUAGACACAUUACCAUGGCCGGAGGGCAAAGAGGCGAGGGUGAGUGUAAACAGUUUUGGAAUCGGAGGAGCAAAUGCCCAUGUUAUAUUAGACGCCUUUCAACAGCGCGACAUUAUUUCAGCCCCGCGAAAAUACUCACAUCAGAUCUUAGCUCUGUCUGCAUGGGGAGCGAAUGCCCUUAAUAAGAAAAUCGAACAACUCCAAUCGUACAUUGAGCAACACCCCCGUGCGUUGAAAAACGUUGCCUUCACAUUUAGUUCUAGGAGAGAUCAUUUAUCUCAUCGUGCUUUUGUGGUUACAGACGGCGAUGCAAUAAAUACCGAUGCGUUUCAAAGGGGGCAUUUACCCGAGCUGCAAGCAUCGGAGUUGAUCUUCGCCUUCACCGGCCAAGGUGCACAGUGGCCCGGAAUGGCUAGGAGCCUCAUUGAUGCAUAUUCCCAAUUCUCCAAUGAUUUGCAGAUAAUGGACGCUACCCUUAAAGGCCUUCCAAUUCCGCCAAAGUGGCUCUUACAUGAUACCCUGAUGAACGGCGACCAGACUACAAUGGACCGUGCUGAGUGCUCUCAACUGCUAUGCACCGCCAUUCAGCUGGCUAUGAUCAAUCUUCUCGCGUCAUGCGGUAUACACCCAUCCAAAGUGAUUGGGCAUUCCAGCGGGGAGAUUGCUGCUGCAUAUGCAUCGGGGGCCAUCCCAAUGGAGACAGCUAUAAUCCUAGCAUACUAUCGUGGCCAGGUAUCUUCGCAAUGUGAGGGGAAAGGGGCUAUGAUGGCAGUGGGUAUGGGCCCAAAACAAGUCCGUUCUUACAUUACAGAUGGUAUCGUUGUCGCCUGCUAUAAUAGCCCCGAAAGUGUGACUUUAUCAGGAGACAGAGCACCGCUGGAAGAGGUGGCAUCAAGAAUACGCAGCGACACGCCGGAUACACUAAUCAAAAUGCUUCCUAUCCAAGUUGCCUAUCACUCUAGCCACAUGAUGUUCGCAGCAGCCCACUAUGAAGAACUAAUCCGACCUUACGUGACCUGCAGGCCGAAGUUGGCAGCUCAAAUAUUUUCGACCAUGACUGGCCAAGAAAUCCAGAAUACAAGCCAGCUGGAUGCAGCUUACUGGAGGGCGAACCUGGAAUCACCAGUCCAGUUCACUGCUGCAAUGAGUACAGCGUUGAAGUCGGUGUCUAAACUACCGCAGCUGCCUCUUGUCCUAGAGAUUGGGCCACACUCAGCACUUUCGGGGCCUAUCCGUCAGAUCUCCAAGGAUGUGGAAAUAUCGAACACAUACUGUCCAACCGUAGUCCGGGGGCAGGACUCCACUUCCACGUUUCUGCAAGCCGUGGGUCAGGCGUAUCUCCACGGCUCGCGGGUUCGUUUUGAGGCUGUCAACGGGCCUGGGACCUGCCUAAAAGACAUUCCACCUUAUCCCUGGCAAUACGACGAUUUAGGCUGGGCUGAAAGUCGACCCCCUCGUCAAUGGCGAUUGCGCAAAUUUCCGCAUCAUGAAUUGCUCGGUUCACGUACCCUGGAAUCGGGUGACUUGGAGCCUUCUUGGAGAAACAUCCUUCGCCUCGAUGAAGUUCCAUGGAUCUGGGACCACAAUGUAAGUGGCCAAAUAGUGUUCCCUUGCGCUGGCUACAUAGCCAUGGUGGCCGAGGCAGCCAGACAAAUCACCAGUUUCGAUAAGAUCUUGUUGCGAAACAUACUGAUCAGAAAUGCCUUGCUUUUGGAGCCGAGUCUCGAAUACGAGCUUCUCACAAGCAUGCGACCUGUAACAGUUAAUGACCUAGUGGAGUCCUCAUGGUACGAGUUUACGGUUUGUUCAUAUGAUGGUAACUCGUGGAAAAAGCACUGCUCUGGCCAAGUUAUGUCUGGCACGCCCAGCGACCCACCGCCGCCGUCAAGACCCCUUGUAUACCCAAGACCUCUCUCGUCGCCAUAUUUAUAUCGACAACUGAAGAAGGCAGGACUAAAAUAUGGGACAACCUUUCAAGGCCUGCGUGAUAUCACAGUUAGUCCUUCAACUUAUGAAGCCGCGGCGACUGUUGAGGACGAUCCACGCCUGCAUAGUGGCCGCUACCUAAUUCAUCCUACCGCCAUUGACCAGUGCUUGCAGUUACACUGUGUUGCGGCAUGUCGCGGUAUUGCACCGGGGGUCGGUGUAGUUGGUGUUCCCUCGUAUAUUGGUGCGGUGUACCUAACGCACAGCAGCGAGACCAUGUCAUUGGUGGUCAAUCCGACAUCCUCUGGACCUAUGUCUGGUAGGUUGGGGGGAGAUUCAUGUCUGAUACGCAGUGAUAGCAGCAUCGCUCUAUCCAUGUGGGACGCCCGUUUCUUUGCGCUAGAGAGUGAAUCAGCAAUCGUACGCGAAGAGCCGUUUCUCUGCUCCCACAUGAACUACGAACCCGAGAUCCGUCUCAACCUUACAAAAGGCUUGAUCAAGCGGGCUGGUGUGGAUACAGGAUUAGAAACAACAGCUAGGCUUGCCACUUUGGCAAUAUCAGAUUUUGAUGUUCUGGUCCGUGAUUCAACACCAACCGUGCCCCAUAUGACAAAAUAUCAGCAGUGGAUUCAGUCCGAGGCCCUUCGAAUAAGAACGGAAGAUUAUCACAGCAUUGAAGAGGCACGAGAUUGGGCACGCAUGAGCCCUGGUGAACGCCUCAGUCUAUGGAAAGCACUACUUGACAAAGUUCCCGAUCCCAGACUGUCUGGUUUUUUUGCAGAUGCGCGAUACUGCCUUGAAUCGGAGAUGGAGUCCCUAAUGGCGGGAAAGUCAUCGGCGGCACAGGUACUAGCUCCACGUGACUCAUGGAAAGACAUCUAUGCGUAUGCGGUGAAUAUUUUCGAUUGGGAUCGAUUUUUCCGGCUCGUCGCACAUUCCAGUCCUCAGCUGCGAAUCCUUGAAAUUGGUGCUGGAACUGGAUCCGCCACGGUGGCUGCAUUGAGAGCUCUAGAGCAGCAUGGAAAUCAAUUGGAAUAUGCCGUCCUUGACAUAUCGCUGUCGCCUGCAGACCAGGGUUUCGACGUUGGAGGCUUCGAUUUAGUUAUCGCAUCCAAUGUAAUACAUGCUACGCCAAGUUUAAACAAGACUCUCAUAAAUGUGAAGACACUACUGAGGCCUGGUGGCUGGUUCUUCCUUCAUGAGCUAUCUGCUGAUGUACCUUAUGUUGAUUGGGUUAUGGGUACCCUCCCCGGAUGGUGGUUAGGAGACUCAGACCAGCGUCUCGAUCGACCUUAUGUCAAGGUCGAUAGAUGGAACGACGAACUCACCAAAGCAGGCUUUCUUGAAAUGGAAGACUUUGUAGAUGACGAAGACUUUCCAUUCCAGUUGUCUGCCACCAUGAUAGCAAGGAGCGCGCCGUUAAAGCCGUCUGCUCCUGUUGUCAGCCUUCUGGGAACCCCGCAGACCCAACAGCACCCUUGGGUAGCAGUCAUUGAGAAGAAACUUGCCAAUCAAGGAUACACCGUUCGUUGGUGUGUACUCGGUGAUUCUGUUGAAGAAGGUGUUGUUAUUUCCCUCCUUGAUCUUGAUGGGCCUUUUCUUUACGACUUGUCGGAAGGGUAUUUCUCGAGCCUCAGGAAUUAUCUCUCCAUUGCCCGGCGGACACUCUGGGUCACCCAACUCUCCCAGAAAACGUGCUCGGAUCCUCGCUAUGGCCUUAUCCAGGGAUUUUGCCGUACCAUCAGAGCUGAGACAGGCAUUGACUUCAGGACCCUGGAGGUUGAUGACUUUAAUGAUACUACUGCGGGCCUUCUAGUCCGUGUGUUCAACGAGUUUCUCGAUGAGAAGGCCAUGCCCUCUGGCAGAGAUUAUGAAUACACCAUUGAAGACAGCAUUGUAUAUACAACAAGAUGCAAUUGUCUAUCAAAAGAAAAGCAGCUUGAAGUUGAAGGCAAUUGUGGACCCCUCCGCCUCCAUCCUGGAGUACGCGGUGUCCUAGAUACGCUCCAGUGGGUGGAAGAGGAACGGCAGAUGGAACUCAAGCCUGAUGAGGUCGAAGUGGAGAUGAAGUAUCUUAGCUUGAACUUCAAGGAUCUCAUGUUUGCCUUAGGCCUACUCGUGACUGAUCUGCCCCUAGGUAUAGAGGGGAGCGGUGUUGUCCGCAGAGUAGGAUCGGAAGUGGUUGACUUGCACGCGGGAGACGCAGUGGUCGUAAUUCAGCAGGGCACAUUCAAGACUCGAUUAACCACGCGGGAAACGAACUGUAUGCGCAUCCCAGGCGGUAUAUCUCUCGAACAGGCAUCUGCGAUGCCCUGUGUCUACGCAACGGCCAUUUACUCCCUGCUGACGAUAGGAAAUCUGAACAAAGGACAGAUCUAUGCCACGGUCAGCAGCGAGGAAAAGAUUCAGUUCCUGAUGAAGAACUUCAAUCUUCCACGAGACCGUAUCUUCGACUCUCGAAGUGUCUCAUUUCGCAGAGGUGUUCUAGCUGCAACAAAUGAACGUGGUGUGGACCUUGUCCUGAACUCUCUGGCAGGAGAACUUUUGCACGCAUCUUGGGACUGCGUGGCGCCCAUGGGCAAAAUGAUCGAAAUUGGUAAACGUGACAUGCUAGAGCAUGGGAAGCUGGAGAUGGUGAACUUUGCUAACAACCGCUCCUUUUAUGGUGUUGACUUGAGUGAGAUGCUCGAUGACUACCCAGACCUUGUCCGGGGAGCAAUCAAUGAGAUGUUUACCUACUGCCAAGAAGGGCGACUUCAGGCGCAACUGUUUCCACGAAUGUUCGAGGCAGAUGAUAUAGGGAGUGCAUUCCGACAUAUGCAGACUGGCCGGCACAUAGGUAAAAUUGUUGUGAAAAUGCCGGAGGUGCCUCACAGUCUCAAAUACAAACCGAUCGAGAAGAGAUACAUCUUCUCUCCUACAAGGUCGUACCUGCUCGUGGGUGGCUUCGGAGGAAUUGGUCGAGUGCUGGCGACAUGGAUGGUCACCAACGGCGCCAGGCAUCUGGUUAUAAUGUCACGAUCAGCAGGACAAUCCGAGUCUGAUCAAGCCUACGUCAAGGAGCUAGAGAGCCAGGGCUGCACAGUAGCUGUAGUCCAUGGCAGUGUCGAGGACGCAGAAAGUGUCGAGCAAGCAGUCUCUGCCAGUGAGCACGAGCUCGCCGGGAUCGUCAAUCUCUCAUUAGUACUACAGGACGAACUCUUCGCGAACAUGUCAUACGCGCAAUGGCUGGCACCCCAAGGCCCAAAAAUCCGCGGUACAUGGAACCUGCACAACGCCUGUUCCGAGAAGCAGCUCGACUUCUUCGUCCUUUUCAGCUCCGUCGUAGGAACAUCUGGCAACCCAGGCCAAUCCAACUACGGCGCAGCGAACACCUUCGUCGACUCUUUCGUAACCUACCGACGAUCUCUAGGCCUUCCAGCAACCCGUGUCACGCUCGGCGCCGUCGAAGAAGUAGGCAACUUCAGUCGCAACACUCGACUAGUCGAGCUCUUCCAAACGCAAUCACGCUUCUCCCUCUCCGAGAAAGAAGUCAUUGACGCAUUCCGUCUCGCCCUACCUCACACCAACACCACCACCGACCCGCCAUCCCUUAUCGCCUCCCCACUAGACAUAAUGGUCGGGGUAACGUCCUUCCUCAACCCGGACCAAAUGGAGAUAAACAACAGCGAAGCCUCAUUCGAGCAAGACGUGCGCUUCAACAUCCCCUCCCUAAUGCGAACCAGCAAAGCCGAAGCGCACAAUCAAGAAGCUGACGUUCUCCUCCGAUUAUUCGAAGCCAUCGCCAACGACCCAUCCUUCCUAAAUGACCCGAAAUGCGAGAGCACCAUUAUCUGCGAACUCGGGAAACGCGUCGGCAAUUUCUCGGCGCAGGCCGGGCUCGACGAGAAGCAAAUUGCUAGUUUCCCUAUCGACUCGCUCAUGGGGCUGGAAGUUAAGUAUUGGAUUCGGCGUAGUUUGGAUCUGGAGACGUCUGUUCUGGAGAUCUCACAGGCGAAGACUGUAGCUGGUGUGGCGGCUUUGGUUAUGAAGGGGCUACGGACGAAGUAUGGUAUUAGUGCUGAGGAUGGAAGUGGCUAGA
Aspergillus welwitschiae is the source of this 7300-nucleotide messenger RNA. RefSeq lists its product as uncharacterized. The transcript is spliced from 13 exons. The record is from RefSeq and is a predicted model, not a curated record. Bases 1 to 7299 code for a protein of 2432 amino acids. NCBI's taxonomy places the organism in Eukaryota, Fungi, Ascomycota, Eurotiomycetes, Eurotiales, Aspergillaceae. Gene Ontology annotation, biological process: fatty acid biosynthetic process; secondary metabolite biosynthetic process. Gene Ontology annotation, molecular function: oxidoreductase activity; fatty acid synthase activity.